Odontomachus brunneus is the source of this 1283-nucleotide messenger RNA. RefSeq names its product LHFPL tetraspan subfamily member 2a protein. The record is from RefSeq and is a predicted model, not a curated record. The coding region runs from base 293 to 952 and encodes 219 amino acids. Gene Ontology annotation, cellular component: membrane. NCBI's taxonomy places the organism in Eukaryota, Metazoa, Arthropoda, Insecta, Hymenoptera, Formicidae. The transcript has 5 exons.
ACGCCGCGCGUUCCUCAGUCUCGCUUCGCGCGUCCAGCGAGCCGCACGUGAGGUGGAUGUGUUUCUCUCUCGCGAACGGACACGAUCGGCGAUUAGGUGUGCGUCGUACUCUGCCACCGUGUGUAGUGGCGUUUUUAUUUCUAAUUUCGACUGAGUACUAUUAUAGGGAACAUCGCUCACCAGAACGAAGAUGGCGAUCUCCUUUCUCUAAAAGGUUGCUGUAUCCAAAGCAAGACACCACCGAGUGGGCCGAGAAUGGCAUAGGGCGCAGGGCAAACGAUCGAUCGGCAGUAUGUGUUAUGUGAUAGUUACCGGACGCAGUCUGCUGUGGACGCUCUUGUCUUUGACAGCGUUGAUGGCCGUUUUAUCGGGCCUCAUCACUCCGAGAUGGCUCGUCGGACCACCAACGAUUAAAGACACGAGAAACGGCACGGAACUGUACACACCCACCGUCGGGAUCUUCAACCGUUGCACGAGAUUGUACGGCAGGUUGCAUUGCGCGAACUUCAACGUGGACGGUCUCGCGACGGACCCCAACGUUUUCCCCGGAUGCUGGAAGGCCUCCUUGUUCUUCUUGUCCUCAGGCUUGGCGGUGAUGUCGAUUACUGUGAUAGCUGCUCUGCUGGGAUGCUGCGUGCAGAGUAUCGGCCGCAAGAGCAUCUUCAAUUUGGCGGGUGUGGCGCAGGCCGUAGCUGGAAUACUUUAUCUCUUCGGGAUGAUCCUGUAUCCUGCAGGAUGGGGCGCCGAGAGGGUACAGAGGAUCUGCGGUCCUGAAGCCGACGCUUUCUAUCUCGCCAACUGCAGUCUUGGCUGGGCCUUUUACAGCGCGACGAUCGGCGUUGUUCUCACCUUCCUCUGCGCUGCUUUCAGCGGACAGGCGGAGAAGUCGACCGCCAGCGACAAAAUUCAGGAUAAAAUGAACGAAGGGAAGACCCUGAUAUGUUUGGCAUAAGCAGCUCGAUCAAAUUAGCGAGGGGUUCAGUCUCGCCAAGCGAUCGACGUAUCGGUACGAAGUAUCGGAAAGGACCGCUCGAGAAGAACCGAUGGAAAACUGGAAGUGUUCACCUCAUUGUGUUCACUAUGCGACCCGGACGACGAAAAUUGCUGUCGACCAAAUUACUCGCAAUCGAAUAAAAAAAUAGCCAUGAUUAAUCGCGAUAUCGGAAAUGAGUAUUCACAAGAUAUCUGUAUGUCUGCAGAGUGUUCAUUGCCUUCUAUACGUUAUAUUUUAUCGUGUAUAUCUCUUUGUGUCAAAGAAAUAUAAGGUGAAUCGCUGUCACGCA